Neoarthrinium moseri is the source of this 675-nucleotide messenger RNA. RefSeq lists its product as uncharacterized. Lineage: Eukaryota; Fungi; Ascomycota; Sordariomycetes; Amphisphaeriales; Apiosporaceae. The transcript is spliced from 3 exons. The record is from RefSeq and is a predicted model, not a curated record. The coding region runs from base 1 to 675 and encodes 224 amino acids.
AUGGUCGCACCCGAGCUUUAUUUAUUUGCGAACGUAAACCUCGUGCCACGCAAAUACGAUGAUUGGCAGAGCGCAUAUGAUCACCUCGCAGAGUACGUCUGGGACAAAGAACCAACUACCAAGACUUAUUAUUUUGGUAUUCCGUUCGACUUUGCCGAAGACGUCUCCGGCGCUACUCUAAUGUUUGCGUUUGAGAUCUACGAGAACCGCGAGAGGCUCACAGAAACACACCUGAAGUCGGCGGCAAUGGCCAAAUUUCUCGAACGCGCCUUGCCCAUCAUGACGACGGGCCUUGACCUUGCUUACUACACCAAGGUUGGGGGUUUCUUAGACUCUCGGGGCGACCGUCAGGAAUGCGGCAUCAUGCAUGACACGAAGAUCGAAUGCGUCUCACCCGCUGCACGGGAGACGGUGAUUUCCGAAUUGCAGGCCAUUGCCAGAGGUCUAGAAGCUGACGAAGGUGUGUACACGUAUGUUAUCUGUGCGAGUAUGGAAGAGAAGACGGGCCUGAGAGUCUUCGCCCGGUUUCAGAGUAAGGAUGAUCUGGAAAGGGUGAGCAGGACGGGCAAUGUUUUGAGAUUCUGGAAGGAAUUUGGUCAGACAAAGAUUGCCACCAUGCAGCAGAGAGGAUAUUUCCCUAACAAGAAGGGAUGGCUGCACCGGUCAAAACUCUGA